CUUUUUUCUUAUGACGCUGGCAGGGGUAGGCUCGUUUCCCUCACCAAGCGCAAGUUCCUUCUGGUCUGCAACUCUGUCUGUGUGGUGCAUGGCCUGCCUCGCAUCUCAGGCCAUUGUUUCCGCAUUAGCAGGACAACUAAACUUUUGAUCCGCAACAUGCCUUUGCACAUAGUCAAAGUCAUGCGUCGCUGGUCCUCAGAUUCCUUCCUUCGCGUCUAUUGGAGCACGUUG
This is a messenger RNA of Suillus subalutaceus, 231 nucleotides long. RefSeq lists its product as uncharacterized. Gene Ontology annotation, molecular function: DNA binding. Gene Ontology annotation, biological process: DNA integration; DNA recombination. NCBI's taxonomy places the organism in Eukaryota, Fungi, Basidiomycota, Agaricomycetes, Boletales, Suillaceae. The annotation marks the transcript as partial. The transcript has a single exon. The record is from RefSeq and is a predicted model, not a curated record.